CGAAAGCUGAACAGGCUUGCUGCAAUGGCUACAGCUCGGAGGCCCUACACGCAAAUUAUCGACGGCGUAGCGCGCAGCCCCUGGGUGGACCCGGAGGUGUUUCGGAGAAGCGCCUCGUUCCGAGCCUCCAGAGGAGAUCUCGUGCAGAGCUCGUACCCGAAGAGUGGCACGCACUGGGUUCAGUACAUCACGCAGCUGAUCCUCAGGAAUGGCGAUCCGAUCGAUACGUACGAAGAGUUCACCAGCAACACCCGCAUCAUCGAGUACAUGGCGGACCGCGAGUGGACGCCAACGCUGCCAGUGCGAACGCUGCUGACGCAUCAGUCUCUCCACCGGGAAACCAUGAACGAUGAUGCUAAGUACGUUUACGUGGCUCGGAAUCCCUGGGACGUGUGCGUCUCUAUUUUCUAUAACAUGACCAACAUAAGCAUAUACCGCUUCCAGGACGGCACGUUCGAAGACAUUGUCGACCUUUUCUUACAAGGACAGCUUGGUUACGGCAGUUACUUUGAUCACGUCGCCUCGGGUUAUGCCCUAAGGAACGAGCUGAACGUGUUCUUUCUCACCUACGAAGAACUCAAGCGGGACACGCCAGGAACCAUUCUGAGGCUCGCUCACUUUGUGGAAGAGAGCUACGGCCGGGCGUUAGAAGAACAAGAAGGACUGCUGCAGAAGAUCAUCGAGCGUUCUCAGCCCGAGCACAUGCGGAAAGUGAUCGUGUUUGACUUGAAGAGAAACGAGAAUCCUGGCUGGCGCGAAUUGUUCGGCCGGAAGAAGGUGUCUUGCAAGCACGGCUAUGGUGGAGACAGCACCAAGUACGGACUCGUCAGGAAAGCCAAGGUGGGAGGCUGGAAGGAGCACUUCACGCCAGACCAGCUGGCCCGUUUUGAAAAAAAGAUUGGAGAGCUGGGUGACAAGGCGUCUUUCAUGCAGCUGUGGUCGGAUAUUCGAGAAGAAGCCCGGGAACUGUCCAAACUUUCAGCGUGAUCUAGGAAUGUCAUUUUCUGUUGAUGUGAUGGGCGUGUUCAUAUAAUUAUUAAUAUGGCGUUUAUUUAUUCACUCCAGCACCGUUGUGCGUCUUCAAGUGAGUGGUGAUGUGAAACAACUCACUUGUAUUUUCCCUUCGGUAUGCUCUGCGAACGCCACUUUGUGUACUGUUAUCUAAUGUAUUAACCUUAUUUAUUAUUGUAUUAACCUUAAUUGGAAAUUGCGCGACGUCAAGAGCAGGAAAUAGAGACGGCACUUUACAGCGACCCGUGAAGGCAGUGCUCGUGUUGCCUGUUCCCUUAUACAUCGACUGAAAAGGAAAAGAUGGCUUUCGCCUUCGAGUUGUCUUAAGCGAAUGUACAGGGGACCCGGUGAGUUUUUUUAAUACUAAUAGUCAACCAUUUAGCUUAAGUAUACCAGCAGCUUCACGUAGAGAAAAAACUAUGGAUACAAAAUACGCGACAGAUGAAUACCAAAACUCAACAUAUGCUAAAUUAAAAGACGCACCAUAAUAAUUCUCAUACACAUAAUGCUAGUAAAAUAGAGAGAGAGA
Molecule: messenger RNA, 1540 nt
Organism: Rhipicephalus microplus (southern cattle tick)
Lineage: Eukaryota; Metazoa; Arthropoda; Arachnida; Ixodida; Ixodidae
Product: sulfotransferase ssu-1
Molecular function (GO): sulfotransferase activity
Source: RefSeq, a predicted model, not a curated record